Messenger RNA from Culex pipiens pallens (northern house mosquito), 817 nucleotides. RefSeq lists its product as uncharacterized. The record is from RefSeq and is a predicted model, not a curated record. Bases 133 to 708 code for a protein of 191 amino acids. Gene Ontology annotation, cellular component: lysosomal membrane. NCBI's taxonomy places the organism in Eukaryota, Metazoa, Arthropoda, Insecta, Diptera, Culicidae. The transcript is spliced from 4 exons.
GGUGGAUCUCACUCGUAGUUCAGAUGUGUCAUGAAAAGCUGGGUAGAAAUUAUCACGAUCUGAGAAUUGAGGCGUAAAAGUGCAGUUUUUAUCCUCAAUUUCCGGUCGAAAAGGUGCCAAAAAGGUGUUUCAAUGUACAAUAAGCUGGUUUUCUGUCUUUUGCUAGUGGUUUCACUGCAAAUUGUCAGCCUUGAGGCCCAAUCGUACGAGGACAAGCGAUGUAAGUGCAUUUGUCCGAGCAUCAAGUCGGUCAACAACAACACCGAGGAUGACUCGGACCGGAUGUUGAUUAUAGACAACGUUCCGCCCAACAAAUGCAACUGCGAUGGCGUCAUUUUACCUAGGAUUGCGGACAAAAUUAAGGGUAAGGAGCAGGAAUUUUGUCCGCGCUGCGAUUGCAAGUACGAGAACCGGAACACGACCAUUAUUAAGGUCGUUGUUAUAAUUGUGAUCUGGAUAAUCUCACUGUUGGUGAUCUACAUGUUGUUCCUGAUGUGUCUGGAUCCUCUGCUGAACAAACGCGUUAAGGCCAACUACCAAGAGCACACCAAUGAAGAUGAGGACACAUCAGUCGCCGUGGGCAGCCAGGACAUGCAGGUUCGGGAUGGAAAUGUCCUGAAUCGGGUUGGUCAUUCGCAGGACAAGUGGAAGCGACAGGUCCGGGAACAGCGCCGGAACAUUUACGAUCGCCACACAAUGCUCAACUAGACGAGGUGGCGUUGGAUCAUCGUAACUUAUUUUUACUCUGUAGUUUUUCACAACUGUUAGUAGCGAAUAAUCACAUUCAAAAUAAACCAAAUUCCAUUUUCCAUAAUAA